Molecule: messenger RNA, 2518 nt
Organism: Halichondria panicea
Lineage: Eukaryota; Metazoa; Porifera; Demospongiae; Suberitida; Halichondriidae
Product: E3 ubiquitin-protein ligase TRIM71-like
Exons: 3
Coding region: 107-2353 (748 amino acids)
Molecular function (GO): protein binding; zinc ion binding
Source: RefSeq, a predicted model, not a curated record
UGCAUCACCUGACCUGUCACUGUGAGAGCUGUGAGUCUAUAGCUGCUUUUGCCAAGCUUUGAGCUUUUCUUUCUACUACUAAACACUUUUCUAAAGUUUUGUGUCAAUGGCUGAGAGGCCGAGUGCUGCUCAAGAAGCUCUCUCCAAAGUGGAGGACCAGCUGUCAUGCCUAGUCUGUCUGGAGCCCUACACCAACCCUCGACUGCUCUCCUGUUUCCACGUCUACUGUCAACAUUGUCUCGAGGAUAUAGUUGCCCACAAUCGACAAGGCCAGCUGGAAUGCCCCAAGUGUCGCCGGCCCACCCCCCUACCCCCCACUGGUGUGAGUGGCCUCCAGGCUGCCUUCAAUGUACACCAUCUCUUUGACAUUCAGGAAACACUCAAGAAGGUGAAAGAGCCUCAGAAAUUGGCCUGUGAGAAAUGUGUGAAAACGACUCGUAAAGCCACCAGCUUUUGCCGACAAUGCACCAAGUUCAUCUGCGAGAAGUGUACUGAUAUGCACAAAGAAUGGGAGGAGUUUGAAGGUCAUGAAGUGGUUACUAUCAAAAAAAUUGAGGGAGAUUUGAUUCGCUUGGUCUCCCCAAAGAAGACGUCCCCUCGCUGCCCCAAACAUGACGACAACAUGAGACUUUAUUGUGAAACUUGUGGAGAGUUGAUUUGCCGAGAUUGUAUUGUUCAUAUACACAAAGACCACAAGUACUGUGUGAUUGCCGACACCUUUGAGAGCCACAAGAAAGAGAUCCUGGACUCCCUGGGACCCGUUGAGAAACAGCUAGAGGCCACCGACACAGCUCUCGUCAAUCUGGAUGGACGUCAUGCUGAAAUUGUUGAACACGGAGGAAAAGUUGCGACCAAUAUCCACUCGAAAUUCGAUGAACUCCAUCAAGCUCUGUAUGCUCGUGAGGGGGAGCUUAUGGCCGAGUUGGAAAGCCACACCCAACAACAGCUCAAGAGCCUCUCUGCUCAGCGAGAGGAGGUGGAGAUCCUCCAAACCCAACGUAGCAGCUGCCUGCAUUUCGUGAGGGAGAGCAUUCGUACCGGGUCUCCAGGAGACGUGCUCAAGAUGAAGCAAGGUGUGGUGAAGCAAGUGAGAGAGCUGGUGGACACCUUUUACCCCAACACCCUAGAGCCUCGUGAGACAACCAACACCUGUUUUGUGCCUUCUGCUCAGCUAGUCAAAGAUUGCAAGAAAUACGGUGCCUUGUGUUGUGUUAAUAUUCCUCAAAAAGCAAUCGCUGAUCAAAAAGUAACUGCAUAUUGUCGAUUCCUCUCCGCCAAAAAUUCAACACCGCCAGAACUCUGGGCAGUUAAGGCCUGGGUCAGGCACUUGCGCAGAGAAGCCAAACUUAUCUCGAAAAUAAUUGACAAAGCCACAAAAUGUGUUGUGAAGGAACGAGGGAAGGGAGAGUACGAGAUCUCCUACCAGCCGACAGUGGGCGGGGCCAGCGAGCUGAUUGUGAGAGUGGGUGGAGAGGAGGUGGCAGGAAGUCCAUUCCCUGUGGCAGUUAAGACUCCGAUCGAUAAACUAGGAACUGUUAUCAAGACUAUCAAUGAUCCCAAGUCACCUUAUGGAGUUGCACUCAACCUAGCUGGGGAGAUAAUUGUGGCUGAACAGGUUGCUGGUAUUGUCUCGAUAUUUAGCCCCACAGGAGACAAGCUGCGAACAUUAGACACUCGAGGCACAGCUGUUGGGGAGAUGAAGAAUCCUCGUGGUGUGUCAGUGGACGGUGAUGACAAUAUUCUGGUGGUGGACGCUGGUAAUAGUCGACUGUUGAAGUUCUCACGUGGAGGAGACCUGAUCCCAGCAGUUGGUAGUCAUGACGAUGGUGCUGGACAGUUUAACAAUCCGAUUGGUGUUUGUGUCAACAGUGUCAAUGGGAAGGUGUACGUGGUUGAGUAUGGUGCUGACUGUGUUCACAUCUUCAACUCUGACCUCACCUUCUCCAGCCAGUUCGGCAGUAAAGGCAGUGGUAAUGGACAGUUUAGUCUUCCCUGGGACGUUGCAUCCGAUCGUAGUGGUUGUGUGUAUGUGGUUGAUUAUUAUAAUUGUCGAGUGCAAGUCUUCACACCCGAUGGUGGCUAUCUGAAGCAGUUUGGGAAGAGAGGCAGUGGAAAUGGAGAACUUACCUACCCUGUCAGUAUCUGUGUGGACAGUGAUGAUCUGGUGUAUGUGGGGGAGCUUGGGAACGAUCGUGUCUCAGUGUUCACGUGUGAGGGAGUGUUUCUCAAGUCGUUUGGAUCAAAGGGAUCUGGACCAGGACAGUUUGAUUGUCCUUUUGGCAUAGCAGUAGACCAGUGUGGUGUGGUGUAUGUGUCUGAUUAUCGCAACAAUAGAGUGCAAAUAUUAUCCUAGUUUAUUUUUGUUAUUAAAUUUGGUUGAGUUAUUGUAACAUUGCUAAUGAAUAUUGAAAUUGAAACCAGUGAAUUCUUUGCCCAUGCUGUCCCUGUGUACGUGUGUACUGAGUCUCUCCUGUUAUAGUCGUACCUUUAGUAUCGUACCUCACCCUACCCCCCCUCC